Messenger RNA from Tachyglossus aculeatus (Australian echidna), 3601 nucleotides. RefSeq names its product tousled like kinase 2 (gene TLK2). Gene Ontology annotation, cellular component: nucleus. Gene Ontology annotation, molecular function: ATP binding; protein serine/threonine kinase activity. NCBI's taxonomy places the organism in Eukaryota, Metazoa, Chordata, Mammalia, Monotremata, Tachyglossidae. Gene Ontology annotation, biological process: chromosome segregation; peptidyl-serine phosphorylation; intracellular signal transduction. The transcript is spliced from 22 exons. Bases 163 to 2415 code for a protein of 750 amino acids. The record is from RefSeq and is a predicted model, not a curated record.
CCGGCGGCGGGCGCCCGGUGUCGGGGCUGCGGCGCCCAGGAGAGGCCCCGGCUCCGGCCCGGCCCGGCCCCGCGGCCUGCUCAGGUGAGCCCGGCCCGGACCGACUGGGGUCGGGGCCCUCCGCGGACGGAGACACCGGCGGCGGCGGCGGCGGCAGUAGAAAUGAUGGAAGAGUUGCAUAGCCUGGACCCCCGACGGCAGGAACUCUUAGAGGCCCGGUUUACUGGAGUAGGUGUGGCCAAGGGGCCACUCAAUAGCGAGUCUUCAAACCAGAGUUUAUGCAGUGUGGGGUCCCUGAGUGAUAAGGAACUAGAGACCCCGGAGAAAAAGCAGAAUGAUCAGCGGAACCGGAAAAGGAAAGCAGAGCCGUACGAGACGAGUCAAGGGAAAGGCACUUCUAGGGGACAUAAAAUUAGCGAUUACUUUGAGUUUGCCGGGGGCAGCGGGCCAGGAACCAGCCCUGGCCGAAGCGUUCCACCUGUUGCUAGGUCCUCACCGCAACAUUCCUUGUCCAACCCUCUACCGCGGAGGGGAGAGCAGCCGCUUUACGCUCUAGAUGGCAGCACGGCCAAGGAGGUGCAGGAGGAGCACUCCGCUCUGCCCACGCUGAUGUCAGUGAUGCUGGCGAAACCCCGGCUGGACACUGAGCAGCUGGCACAGAGGGGAGCCGGCCUCUGCUUCACUUUGGUUUCGGCACAGCAAGGCAGCCCUUCUUCUACAGGGUCCGGCAACACAGAGCAUUCCUGCAGCUCCCAGAAACAGAUCUCCGUCCAGCACAGACAGACACAGUCUGACCUCACGAUAGAAAAAAUAUCUGCAUUAGAAAACAGCAAAAAUUCUGACCUGGAGAAGAAGGAGGGAAGGAUAGACGACUUGUUACGAGCAAACUGUGAUUUGAGACGGCAGAUCGACGAGCAGCAGAAGAUGCUGGAGAAGUACAAGGAACGGUUGAACAGAUGUGUGACCAUGAGCAAGAAACUCCUUAUAGAAAAGUCGAAACAAGAGAAGAUGGCCUGCAGGGACAAGAGUAUGCAGGAUCGCCUGAGGCUGGGUCACUUCACGACGGUCCGGCACGGGGCCUCGUUCACCGAGCAGUGGACAGAUGGCUAUGCUUUCCAGAACCUUAUCAAGCAACAGGAGAGGAUAAACUCACAGAGGGAAGAGAUUGAGCGGCAACGAAAAAUGUUAGCCAAACGGAAACCGCCUGCCAUGGGACAGACCCCUCCCGCCAACAACGAGCAGAAACAGCGCAAAAGCAAGACCAACGGAGCUGAAAACGAAACGUUAACGUUAGCUGAAUACCACGAGCAAGAAGAAAUCUUCAAACUCAGAUUAGGUCAUCUUAAAAAGGAAGAAGCCGAGAUCCAGGCGGAGCUGGAGAGACUAGAGAGGGUUAGAAAUCUACACAUCAGGGAAUUAAAAAGGAUACACAACGAAGAUAAUUCACAAUUUAAAGAUCACCCCACGCUAAAUGACAGAUAUUUGUUGUUACAUCUUCUGGGAAGAGGAGGUUUCAGUGAGGUGUACAAGGCGUUCGAUUUAACGGAACAGAGAUAUGUAGCUGUGAAAAUUCACCAGUUAAACAAAAACUGGAGGGAUGAGAAAAAGGAGAAUUACCACAAGCACGCGUGUCGGGAGUACCGGAUUCACAAGGAGCUGGACCAUCCCCGGAUCGUUAAGCUGUACGACUACUUUUCACUGGACACCGACUCGUUCUGUACAGUAUUGGAGUACUGUGAGGGAAACGACCUGGAUUUCUACCUGAAACAGCACAAGCUAAUGUCCGAGAAGGAGGCCCGGUCCAUCAUCAUGCAGAUUGUCAAUGCUUUAAAGUACCUGAAUGAAAUCAAGCCUCCCAUCAUACACUAUGACCUUAAGCCAGGUAAUAUUCUUCUAGUCAAUGGUACCGCAUGCGGGGAGAUAAAAAUCACCGAUUUUGGCCUUUCCAAGAUCAUGGAUGACGAUAGCUACAAUUCAGUGGAUGGCAUGGAGCUGACAUCCCAGGGGGCCGGUACUUACUGGUAUUUACCACCAGAGUGUUUUGUGGUGGGAAAGGAACCUCCAAAGAUCUCCAAUAAAGUCGAUGUCUGGUCUGUCGGCGUUAUCUUCUACCAGUGCCUCUAUGGCAGAAAGCCCUUUGGCCAUAACCAGUCCCAGCAAGACAUUCUACAGGAGAACACCAUUCUGAAAGCUACUGAGGUGCAAUUCCCGCCAAAGCCAGUGGUCACCCCCGAGGCAAAGGCUUUUAUCCGACGCUGCCUGGCGUAUCGCAAGGAGGACCGUAUUGACGUCCAGCAACUGGCGUGCGACCUGUACCUGCUGCCCCACAUCCGGAAAUCUGUCUCCACCAGCAGCCCCGCGGGCGCUGCCCUGGCGUCUACUUCUGGGGCGUCCAAUAACAGCGCUUCGAAUUGAGGCGGACACUGGGCCAAAAACUGCUCCCCACCAACCACCGGGCCUCGAGGCCCCCAGACGGACUUGGGACACAGUGGGGGCCCCCCCGGCCGGCAGAAUCCCAUUGGACCUCCCGGAACCUGCACCAGGUGCUUUCUUUCCUUGCUUUGUUCCCAUCCAUAGAGCAUGACAGCCAUCAUUUCUCACCGAGGAGGGACUUCCGGCCCCCCACCCUCUGUGCCGGUCAAGAUUACCGGUCCAGAUCGCCGGCGCCGGCUGCUCUAAGGGAGAAAAGGCUACCGGAUUCCCGGACUGUGAACUGAAGAGCAGUGGGCUUGGGGGGCACUGACAGCAAGCGAGCAGCGCUUCAGAUGAAGAAUGUGGACUUGGCAUACGGACUGGGCUAGUCCAGGGCCUCUAUUUAAACUGGGUCUUUUCUUUUAAUAAAGUUGAGGUAACAUCUCCGGGGAAGCCCCACAGCACAAGGGUUCAGCUGGGGAUGGCAUUUGAGACUCUACCCUUUGGAGGAAAAUAAAAAAAGUUGCUAACGUCCGUUCAAGGCACUAGAGGUAGUGUUUUACCCCCUCAAAUGAUUUCAAUUUUUUUUUAAUGCAGCUUUCUCUCCUCCCUUCCCUCCCUUUUUUUUAUUUUGAAGAAAAAUAAAAACAGACUUUGGUCAUAAAGUGAAACCCGUAUUAGCAGGUACGUGGCAAAGUUCAUUCCAGUCAAAUGCAGCUUUCUCCUCCUCCUCCUCCUCCUCCUCCUCAUCGUCCUCCAUCUGGCGCGGCCUGUGUGCGAUCGAUUCCCUUCCUCUCGGCGGGGGAAGAGUUGAGUGGGAUUUGGGUUGAAGCACAGGUAGCAGGGCCCGGGAGGGUCUUUGCCGUCGGACAGAGAACUGGGUUGGAAGACCGCAGCGUGGAGCCUCUCUGGGUUUGCAACUGUUUCUCCACAACUUGGAACACAUGACGGUUGUCCCUUUUAAUUUAUUUGAAGUGCUAUUUUUUUAAAUAAAGGUUGGUCUGUCCAUGCAGUACUCUUGAAUUCUGUGAGUAUAGUAUCUGUUGAAUAUUCAAAAGGCAGUCAGAAAACGGGCUGGGAGCAACAUUUAGUUUGAAAGAUCAGUAGUUCUUAUACAUGAUCUUUCUGUGCUCACUAAACAUUGUACGUUUCUUGUUAACUUCGCUAUUAAAACUUGAGCAGCGCGUCA